UCUGUACCAUGGCUCGUACCAAGCAGACUGCCCGCAAAUCGACCGAGGGCAAAGCCCCGAGGAAGCAGCUGGCUACCAAAGCCGCUCGAAAGAGUGCGCCCUCCACUGGAGGGGUGAAGAGACCUCAUCGUUACAGGCCCGGUACCGUGGCACUUCCUGAAAUUAGACGUUAUCAGAAGUCCACUGAACUUCUGAUUCGCAAACUUCCCUUCCAGCGUCUGGUGCGAGAAAUUGCUCAGGACUUCAAAACAGACCUGCGCUUCCAAAGUGCAGCGAUUGGUGCUUUGCAGGAGGCAAGUGAGGCCUAUCUGGUUGGCCUUUUUGAAGACACCAACCUGUGUGCUCUCCAUGCCAAACGUGUAACAAUUAUGCCAACAGACACCCAGCUAGCACGCCGCAUACGUGGAGAACGUGCUUAAGAAUCCACUAUGAUGGAAAACAUUUCAUUCUUUUAAAAAAUU
This is a messenger RNA of Eptesicus fuscus (big brown bat), 461 nucleotides long. Its product is annotated as histone H3.3A-like. The transcript has a single exon. The record is from RefSeq and is a predicted model, not a curated record. The coding region runs from base 9 to 419 and encodes 136 amino acids. Gene Ontology annotation, molecular function: structural constituent of chromatin; protein heterodimerization activity; DNA binding. Gene Ontology annotation, cellular component: nucleosome. Lineage: Eukaryota; Metazoa; Chordata; Mammalia; Chiroptera; Vespertilionidae.